UAGCCUAAAUACUGUGCGUAGAGACGGCAUCGACGACCUGCUGACAGGAGAACAUAUGCAUGAAUACCGUUAUAUGGGAAAAUAAAGCAGCAGCUACUAUUAUGAAGAAAGUAGUCCCUGCCGUCACGGGCAUGUAGGCGAGUCACAGUGUAUAAAUACGCCGGGUUGUCAAACAGUAAAGUUUCGCUGGACCCUCCAUGCAAACUGUCAGCUGAAGACAAACUGGAAAACCCUUCGGCCAUUGGAGACCUGGGGCAGCAAUUAAAUAAACCAACAACACUAAGGUUAAAAAUACCUAACGGUCGGCACCUAAACCAACGACUCGACUGAUCCGCCUUGAAAUCCCAGACAACACAAGGGAAAUAAAACAGAAACGCAGGAGUACAAGUCACGCUAGGACAUCUGUGACAAUAGUUGGGACCUGAAGACAUUGUUACAUAUUUGUCAACAAAAAAAAGACAGCCGGCAACUUGCUGCCCCAGCCUUCAAGGUGCCUUUACCAUGGUGACACUAAAGGAAUUGUACACUUUCCAAUAAGCCCGAGGGGGGAAAAAAACUCCUUGUCACAGUUGCAUUGCCUCAUUUUCAGCAUCAUCUGGAUCCCUUUCCUCCCACGACGGCGCUGACCUGGUGCAGCCAUGCAUCUAGAAGUGAAGGUCGCCCUCAACUUCAUCGUGUCCUACCUGUACAACAAGCUGCCUCGGCGUCGAGCGGACCUGUUCGGCGAGGAGCUGGAGAGGAUACUGAUGUCUCGUUUUGAGGGUCACUGGUACCCUGAAGUCCCUCUCAGGGGCUCUGCCUUCCGCUGCAUUCACCUGGGAGCACCGAGGGACCCAGUGGUGGAGUUGGCCGCCAAGAGAAGUGGACUGGACACAGAGGAAGUGCGUGCAAAUGUCCCUGCAGAGCUCAGUGUGUGGAUUGACCCUUACGAGGUAUCCUACCAGAUUGGAGAGAAGGGGGCAGUGAAGGUUCUGUACCUGGAGGACCCUCCCGGCCUCGGGUGUGAUGGCGAGAGGGCCGAGGGGGUGAUCAGAGAGGGUAAAGGAGAUGCAGAGGCAGAGGCGGAGGAGGCCAGGAGUCUGGGCUUUAACCCAGACGCUCAGGUGUUUGUGCCAAUUGGAAGCCAGGCGUCUCCUGCCCUCAUGCCGUCACUCUCCAGCUCUCCCACACCUCUGUCUGGCCAGCCCUGCCCCGGCCUCUUCAGCUACCCCAGCUCCAGCACACCCACCGACCCCGCUGCCCACUCCUCAAACACCUCUACCCCCUCCCCUCCCAGCGGCGGGCUGCCCUACCUCUCCGCCCAGCAGCCGCCCUCCGCUCUUGCCGCCGCCCGUCCUCAACCCAUCACCUUCACCACCGCCAGCUUCGCCGCCACUAAAUUUGGCUCGACCAAGAUGAAGAAGUGCAGCGUGGCCGGGUCGGCAGCUGGCCCCGGAGCGGUCAUACCUCCUGCCCAGAGGAUGCUCACCCGCUCUCCUACCACCAUCUCGGCGCCGGAGCUGCUCAAGCACAAGCCCCUGUCUCUGUCCUUGCACUCCCUCGGAGGUCCCAUCGCCAGCCAGCUCUCCCCCAACGCCAAAGAGUUUGUCUACCCAGGAUCCCCGGGGCCCCUUUACUUUGAUGCUGACACCCAGCCCAUGCAGUCUCAUGCCAGCCCGUUCCAACCCCCCCACGCCGUCAACACCCAUGCGUCCUUUGACCCCUUCUCCAGCCCCCCCCCUGCCCAGAGUGUGGGCAUCAUUGGCAACAACGGAGGAAUCUCCUACAUGGAGAAGCCGCCGUUUGUCGAGGGUUUAGGAAGCUACAACCUGCAAUAUCCUAGCCAGUCCUUCCAGCCUGUUGUGCUGGCCAACUAAGCCUUCAUUUGUAACGAAAAGAAUUCUUGUGCGAGGAGGUGGGUUUGGACGAUGACGCUCCAGAUAUUUUCAGUUUUUCUAACAAAAAUUGUUCUAAUACAAGUUAAGAAUUAGUUUUACUACAGAUUUAAAAUACCACAUCCACUGAAUAAUUCAUGUGAUUUGUUUUGUGUUCCCCACCCCCCCACCCCGCAACCCCAGCCUGCCAUUUUGUCUAUUGCUGUUACUCAUCACGUUCUGUGUGUUGGCUUUGAUGACAGGAGUGUGGGGGGGGGGUGUGUUCCUUUCUACCUUGAGUUGUUGCCAAUCUCUUUGUAUAUUAUUUUGCAUUGAAUGUUAAUGUGAGGGACUUGUUUAUUUUUGUUGUUCUUUUUUUUCUUCUUCUUUUCUUGACUUGUAGUUUAACGGACCCGGCUCUAGUAUAACUCCAUUUUUGCACUGCAGUGUCAUGCUGUGAAAAAGGACCUCGCCAAGUCCUGCAGGGAACAACUGCUGUGGAAAGCUCAGCACUUUGCUCUGCAAUCUGCUCUGCCCUACUUGCUACAAAUACAUAGGGGGGGGGGGGGCUUGUGUGUUUUUUCUGUAUUAUUGUGGUGCCGCGUGAUGGAGAGACCCAUUGUUUGUACGGUAGGCCCUGUUACCCCUUGAAACACACUCGUACGCGGGCACAAUUUGACUCUGUCACCAGGCGGAUAUUGGAAGCAGUUUAUUGUGGAAUGUGGACAUGACGUGGGUUCAAAAUAAAGUGUGAGCCGAAAGGGAGCAACGGGGUGCUAAGGGAGUGAUGUUGUAGAAUGUAUUGCAUCGGUCAGGGAAGCCUGUGUGAAUGUGAAAAGCAAGUUCAUCUUUUGCAUUUUAAGACAAUAAAAAUGCGCUGAUACCUCAAUUAUACACACUGGGAUUUAAGUUACACUUCCAAACAUGUAUUUAAAAGGACCGACCUGCACACAAAUUGGCAGAAAUGUGUGCACACGUGCACCCAAUUCCAGUCAGCAGCGUGUGAAGGUGAAGAGGCGUAGGGGAUGCCGCAGCAGGAGUUGUGAUAUAUGGCUUAACAUGACGUUGACUAUGAAGGAGAGGUUUUCCUCUGCACAGAGGCGAGAGGAAGACUGGAGCAAAGGGAAGACCAAAAGGAAACGAGAGAGAGAGGGUCUGUUGCCUCGGCGUUGUCCAGGCUGUAUUGGCGUCGAGAGCGUCUCUUUAAAACCCAGAACACGUUUCUGGUGAGCUUAAGUGGUAUUGAAGCAAAAGGCUCACACUAUUCUUUCCCUCCUUCUUGAAAUUCUUCAGUGAGCUCUUCUCCUUCUGGCUGUGUAACAAAGAAAACCCCCAGAAUCCUACAGUUCAGGUCUCUUUUACCCAGUUAUGCAGACAAAGAUACAAAGAUGAAUGUUCUUCAUUGGUCUGUGGCUCCUGUCGCUUUAUCGGAUAGCUUGUCAGAUCUCUGGAAGUCUGCUGCUUCUAACAAUAGUUUGUUUACCAGCCGGGUCCUCGUGAUUGUUGGUUUGUCACUACAGGGAAGGGUAAUUCUUGGAUGUUGAUUUGAUCUGUCCAGCACUUUAUUACUGGGCUCCUGAGGCUGUGUGUGUCGCCCACAGACACGAGCGCUACACCAUUCCUUUGCCCUCUGUUUGGUAAUGGCACCUUUUUUUUUUUUAUUCAGCUGUCAUGAAAAGGCUUUAGAGAUUCAAACUGGAGCUUGAUUUAUUUCUAUUUAUUUUUUUCUCUUUUCUAUUCAAACGCAUCAUGCUGGUGAGGAGAUGCUGUUAGUCCAGUCCAUUUAUUUGAAUGUUUUGAGAGAUGACACAAGCACCCUGGACUUGUGCUCACGCUGGUUUUGCAAUGUGACCGCUCGUCACAGGCAUGCAAGUUUUUAUUUCUUAAAGGAGUGGUGUGGGGAGGCACACAUCUCGGCAAACGUUAUUGAUUGUGAAGGGAAAGAUGCGUUUAUAAAAAAAAAAAAAAAAAUUGUUUUGUAAUUUAUUUUACAAUAUUUCUAUAUUUUUGGUUUUGCAGAACAUCACACAUUUGUAUAUGUAAGACAGAAGUCCGGAAUAUGUGUAUAUACAAAGUUCUUAUGUUGAGAUUAUUUGUUUAGUUUCUUACAUGCUGAGGUUAUUUUUUCAGAAAUAACAUGAAUAUAUGCAACUGAGACAAAAAUAAAAAGAUGUACAGAUAAAAGUAUUGAAUGUGUAUUGUACCUUGUACAAGCAUAGUCUAAAAAAAAAAAAAAAAAGAAAAGAAAAAAAGACGGGUAAAUGUAUUCAUUCUUCAAGUUGGAUUUGAAGUUUAAGAUGUGAAUGUUUACAGUGGGUUUGUGUAGGAAAAGAUGGCUGAUAUCACUUUUUUGCUGUGCUCCCAGGGCAGUUUGACAACACUACUCCCAUAGGCAGUACAUUUAAACCAAAAAUCUCCACAUUUCAGAUUCAUUCAUCCGUUGUGUUUUUUUGUUUUUUAAUGUGAAGUAAUUGCAUUUUGUGGUCACCCUGGCUUUUUUUGCCCUGAAUAAUUGUCCCAAUUUUUUUUUAACAUCAACCCUAACAUUCCUGUUUUAACCCAUGUUACUACAGUACGUAAAGCCAGAUAUAAUCAGAUUUAACCCCCCUUAUAUUACACAUCCCACCAAAUUUCACUUCCUUCAUUGUUAGUGGGGUUCUCUUCUUCCCAUCAGCCUGGUCCUUUGGUCCUGAUACUAUAGCCAUAUCCCAGAUUGUCUUUGCUUACACAGAUGCUCACCCUUCUCCAGUGCAAUGUAAUGCCAUAAUUUAAAUGACCCUGAACGAUUCAAGGGGUUUCUACCUCUCUGCACCUGGGGGGGUGGGGAAAUCCAGUAUAUCUCCUCCGUAGGAAGUGGUGUUACGGCAGGUUCGGGAGGAUGAAGGAAAUGAAUGUGCUGUGAAUGUUAGUCAACCCUGGUUAAGGUGGCCUGCGGAAAAUAACUGAGAAAACUGAUUUAAUUUUUUUUGUCUUUAAAUCUUGGAGAGCUUGUUUUGUUGUUGUUGCAUGUCCAAAACGACUCCUUAUUUUUCCAUAUUUGUCAGAUUUAUUCAGAGCAAAUUAGGUGUGUCGUUAAAUUUCCUCUACAUACAAAUCGGGCUCUUGAGCUGAGAGAUCUGAGGAUGCGAGUGAUUGCUGUCAAAGUGAUUUUCCCCCUCACAUCUGAAUGCUGGUUUGUGUUUUACACCUGAAAAGAAACCCAUUACAGUAGAUAGUGUUUUAAACACCGCAAAUUAACUCCAAACGCAGGCUAUUCUACAACCAGGGUUGAACAUUAAUGAAAAGGAAAAACAAGAAUUUUGUAUUCUGAUGUCCUUUUUGCUUAUAUAUCGAUGUGUGCGUUUUAUUUUGCACUUUGGGAUAUUUCAUUGUCAUAAAAGAAGUUUAUUUUCUAUGUCAAAUUUAACAUGUAAGAGUAAAAUAAAUAUAAUUAAAAGUUCCGAUGAUGGAUAAAUAUAGUGCUUUCUUUCCUGCCUGUAUUUUAUUAUUUUUCCUAUUUUGUAUCUGAUCUGUACACCCUGUAGAUGUAUAAUGAAUCUUUCACUACUGAAAUGCAAUGACCUGUUUUCUGUGCUGCCCCUCGGGAAUGGGGAGUUACUACUGCAGUUUCUUAUUGUAUCAGAUUCUUUUUUAAGUUUGUAAUAAAAAAAACUGAUUGGCAAAAAAAAGCAUGGAAAA
Messenger RNA from Etheostoma spectabile (orangethroat darter), 5531 nucleotides. It is a transcript of the gene tob2, whose product is annotated as transducer of ERBB2, 2. Gene Ontology annotation, molecular function: transcription corepressor activity. The coding region runs from base 639 to 1856 and encodes 405 amino acids. Gene Ontology annotation, biological process: regulation of gene expression. NCBI's taxonomy places the organism in Eukaryota, Metazoa, Chordata, Actinopteri, Perciformes, Percidae. Gene Ontology annotation, cellular component: cytoplasm; nucleus. The record is from RefSeq and is a predicted model, not a curated record. The transcript has 2 exons.